Molecule: messenger RNA, 666 nt
Organism: Penicillium canariense
Lineage: Eukaryota; Fungi; Ascomycota; Eurotiomycetes; Eurotiales; Aspergillaceae
Product: CSN8/PSMD8/EIF3K family protein
Exons: 3
Coding region: 1-666 (221 amino acids)
Biological process (GO): COP9 signalosome assembly; protein deneddylation
Cellular component (GO): COP9 signalosome
Source: RefSeq, a predicted model, not a curated record
AUGGAACUACCUCCCCUCUCGGUCGAGCAGCUCUCGAAGCUGGCUGCGUCAAACGUUCCUCCAUUACAGCUCUAUGAGAUUUUGUCGCAAUACGAAACAGAUGCAUGCCUCAUAUCUGCUGGUACAGGUAGCCUUGAGACAGGCGAUGGUGACCCUCAAGUAUUGAGCUUGUUCUACUCGAGCUUUUUCUUCGCCCAUCUUCUCGCCAAACAAUUACCAGAAGCUCGAGCCUUGACACAGCGGAUGCCUGAGACUCUGCGACGCCAGGAUCCUUCCUUACAGAACUGCCUGACUUUACUCCGAGCACUUUGGCAAACCCAGCAUGCCCAGGUUUACCAGAUCCUCCGAAGAUUGCCGUGGCCAGAGAACCUGCAGCCACUAGUUCAGAGAUAUGAGAGCUUUUUCCAAGACGAUACCUUGAUCGCAAUCAGCACCUCCUACGAAGCGAUCAGACCCGCCACCGCAGCGAAUUACCUUGGCCUUGACCCGCAAGCGGCAGAACAAGGAGACCCGGCUAUUAUAGAGAAAUUUACAAGUUGUGGGUGGACCUGGGAUGCGGCGACUCAACUACUACACCCCUCCCCGAUCACCAUACCGCCUACCGAUAAACCCUCCUCAAACGGCAUUCGCGAGACCAUGGCUAUGCUGGGAAACCGUGGGAGUUGA